Penicillium oxalicum is the source of this 1791-nucleotide messenger RNA. Its product is annotated as glutamate--tRNA ligase MSE1. Lineage: Eukaryota; Fungi; Ascomycota; Eurotiomycetes; Eurotiales; Aspergillaceae. Gene Ontology annotation, biological process: glutamyl-tRNA aminoacylation. Gene Ontology annotation, molecular function: ATP binding; tRNA binding; glutamate-tRNA ligase activity. The coding region runs from base 1 to 1791 and encodes 596 amino acids. The transcript has 7 exons. The record is from RefSeq and is a predicted model, not a curated record.
AUGCGUGGUCUACGUCCCGAGCUUCUUGCUCGGAGAUCAUGGACGUGUACUCAAUGUCGCGCUUUGUCCUCGUCCGCCAGCGCAAACGUUCGCAAGUCGAAGACUAAUCUCCCCGACGGCCCAGCACGAACGCGAUUUGCGCCCUCUCCGACCGGAUAUCUCCAUCUGGGGUCGCUUCGCACCGCUCUGUUCAAUUAUCUUCUCGCAAAGCGCACCGGUGGUCAAUUCCUGCUGCGCAUUGAAGACACUGAUCAGAAACGUACAAUUCCCGGAGCGGAGCAGCGACUUUACGACGAUUUGCGAUGGGCCGGCUUGCAUUGGGACGAGGGUCCUCUCGUGGGUGGAUCGUUUGGACCUUAUAGACAGUCUGAGCGAACCGCUCUCUACCAAGAGCAUGCCAAUGAACUGGUUUCAAAGGGUCAUGCGUAUCGAUGCUUCUGCUCCGCCGAUCGCCUCGAUACGCUAGCAAGACAUCGCAGUCAAGCAGGGCUUCCUUCUGGUUACGAUAGAAAAUGCGCCGAUAUUUCCAGCGCAGAGUCAGAGGAAAGAGCAGCAAAGGCCGAGGCUCAUGUUAUUCGAUUAAGGGUUGAUAAAUACCCCUUGUUCAAGGAUCUGGUAUAUGGUAAGACGGGCCAAAACAAAACCAACAGCAGCAAGUUGGACUUGAUUGAUCGUGUCUACGAUGACCCCAUCCUCAUGAAAUCCGAUGGAUUCCCCACAUAUCAUCUCGCCAAUGUGGUGGACGACCAUUGCAUGAAGAUCACUCAUGUCAUUCGAGGAACUGAGUGGAUGCCCUCCACGCCAAUGCAUGUCGCGUUAUACCAGGCUUUCGAUUGGACACCGCCGCAGUUUGGUCAUGUCCCCUUGCUCGUCGACAAAAGUGGACAGAAACUAAGCAAGCGGAACGCAGACAUAGAUCUUUCAUCUUUCAAGGAUCAACAGGGAAUCUUCCCUGCGACUUUGGUCAAUUUUGCAGCACUCCUAGGCUGGUCACAUACUCAGAAAUCCGAUGUGUUCAGUUUGGAAGAGCUGGAGCAGCUGUUCAACCUCAAAAUCACCCGCGGCAAUACUGUUGUCGCGUUCGAGAAGCUAUGGUUCCUUCAAAAGGCUCAUGCACAGCGGUUUGCAGCCAACGGCGGUCCUCAGUUUGAGCAGAUGGUGAACAGGCUAUGCUCAGUCGUUCUACGCGACUACUCUGGUGAAAAGCUUGACUCAAUCCUCCGCGGCCGGACUCUGGCCGAAUACGUUGCACCUUUGCUGCGUGCAGACGCCAAAACCUACACCACCGCCGAGGACUUUGCCACACGCAACUCCACUUUCUUCACGACUCGCAUCGAACGACCUACCUAUACGCCCGUGGCUGUCUCAGAAUCAGCUGACAUACCACAAGUUCCAAUGCAAGCGCUCCACACGGCAGCUGCGGCUCUCACUCUUGUGCCGCCAGCUCACUGGAAUAUUGAGACACACCGUGCAAACAUUGCCAUGUAUGAUGGCUCGAGCGCCACUGCUACUACUUCCAAUGGGGCGGAAGUCGGUUUGCCAGACAAGACUUUCAAGAAGGAACUGUACCAUUACCUUCGCUGGGCAUUGUCCGCCUCAGCGCCUGGGCCGGGUGUCCCAGAGACCAUGGCUAUUUUAGGGCGGGAAGAGACAGUCCGUCGGAUGCAAGAUGCUAAGGCGCGUACCCAGUCUUUGGUGCCACAGGUAGGGAAACGGGUGCCGCGAGCUUCAGGCGAGAAGAAAUUACAAGAAGACCAGAGUUGGAUGGGCACCUUGGCUCCUAGGAGAUAA